ACUGCACUCUGCUGGUUACCAGGCUUUUCUGACAAAAUGCUAGCAGAAGCUUUCCUACCUGGCAUCCUGUACCAAGAACAGAAACACACCAAGUUGUACAAACCCCACACAUGUAAGCAGAACCCCAAGCAGGAAAAAGAAACUUGGGCAGAACAGCUUUUGGAGAGCGAAGAUGGGAAGUUUCCCUCCACUGAAACAAAGAGACCAGACAAGAGUCGGCCCGAGAGCUGCCCAGAGCACAAUAAGGACUCGUGUCUGCAGAGAUUGGCAGAUGGGGCGGUGACACAGGGCCAGCAGGGUGCAGCCCUCCAGGGUAAUGCAUCUAUAGCUUUGCAGAUCCCCCAAAGAGCCCCGCCAGAAGAAAACGAGCUGGAUUUGUAUCGCUCGUGGUCCUGCACCAGCAUCUGCCAGAAUUACCCUGACCUCCAUAUUGGGGGCAAUCGUGUGGGGCAUGCUUAUGAUUCUGGUUGUUUUGUGGACCAUGUCCAUGAUGAGGCCUUUGCUGGGCCUCUGCUUCUCUCAGAGGACAUCCCACUUGGCCAUUCUCCCAUCUCCAUUAGGCCGCCUACCAUGGCUUACAAGUUCCCGCCUGGGGAUGAUGUUCGAGAAAGAAGCAUCCUUUUGCCCAAGCAGCCCCUGACCAACUCAGUGCUGAACAGCUACAUGGAAAAGAAAGUGGAUGAGCUCUACAAGCAGGUUUUUGAAGAGAACCUGACCCGCUGUCACUCUGUGACCAGCCUUGUGGCUUCUAAUCUCCUGAUGAGCAACUUGAAUCACCUCAGCCUUCAGAUCUCCCAAGAACAAAACAUUGAGGUGUCUCAAGCCCGAGAGGCCCUCUUACAGUCUGUGGCCUUGCGCAGCCUGUACUAUGCUUCCAAAGGAAACAGUUCAGAGCUCAGCACUCCCAGCCUGCAGAUCUCGAGUCAGACAAAUUGGGAGAAAUUGCCGAAGAUGUAG
Molecule: messenger RNA, 957 nt
Organism: Gracilinanus agilis (Agile Gracile Mouse Opossum)
Lineage: Eukaryota; Metazoa; Chordata; Mammalia; Didelphimorphia; Didelphidae
Product: TLR adapter interacting with SLC15A4 on the lysosome-like
Exons: 1
Coding region: 37-957 (306 amino acids)
Biological process (GO): regulation of toll-like receptor signaling pathway
Source: RefSeq, a predicted model, not a curated record